Molecule: messenger RNA, 599 nt
Organism: Camellia sinensis
Lineage: Eukaryota; Viridiplantae; Streptophyta; Magnoliopsida; Ericales; Theaceae
Source: RefSeq, a predicted model, not a curated record
AAGUCCAACGAAACCCUAACGCCCCCAAACAGCCCGAGUGGAGUUGCAGCUCAGACAGCGAGAGAGAUGGCGAAAUCGUUGAGAUCGAAGAGAGAGAAGAGGCUGAGAGCUAUAAGGAGAGAGAUUGUAGAGCCCCUCUACGACAAGAAGGAAGCCGCUAAGCUCGCUGCUCAAGAAGCCGCCCUAGCCGCCCCCAGACUCCCCGUUCGUUCCCACAACCCUAGCGAUGCCUCCGCCGCCGCCAUGGACCUGACCACCUCAACCGCCGCCACCGCCGCCGGAGGGAACAUGGAUGUGGAGAUGGAGGACGACAAUCCAAGCACGCAGUCCUUAAAACCUACCCCUAAAAUAGGAAAGAAGUUGAGUAAGAAGAUCAAGUUGGCUAAAAAGAAGCAUCGCGACGGUUUUGGUAAGGGCAAGAUCAGGAGGAAGCACAACGUUUAGUUGUCGAAAACAAAAGUUUAUGGCAAUGACUUUUUCCUUUUUGCCUUUUUCCUAUAGCUAUUGUCUUUACGGUUGCAGUAGUUGCUAAGCUAAAUAUACAUUGUGACAACAGCAGUUUGUUGGUUAUGAGGUUCCCAUCUUUAUUUUGAUUUUGA